GAGCACUAGCCCACCAGCCGAAUGUUAAAUUCGUGUUGACCGGAGCUGAAUGUUGCGGUUUUUUGAAUGUUUGUCAAAGCGUUUGGAAGUAUCUACGAAAGUCUGUAAUGACCCGUUUUAAAGACAGAGCUUAAAAGGAGAUAAGAUAAUAUUUCACAUCAUAGUCGAAAGUAAUGGCAAAUGAAAUUGACACAGAUCUUUUUGGCCUUCUUUGUCAAUUGGCAACUUUCUCGGAAUGGCAUAGUCCAAACUUCGGAACGCUGGACUUUCGAGUUACAGAGGAUGCCCUUCGCAAGAUAUUUCCCUGGGAAUCGAGUUUUACCAAUAUACAAAGCGGAAGUUUGGCGGAGAAAUUGUAUUUACCAAGUUUAAAAGCGGCUGACGAAACCGGAAGUAGUUGGCUGAACUACGAAGCCGAUCUUGAUGUCAUGUUUAUACCGCAGAAAGUCGUGAUUUGGGAUUCAAAAGUUGAAGAAACCGAAGAAUCCGGCAAAGAUGUUAUCUCAAGUGAAAUUAUCGCCUACAUCGAGGAUACGGAAACCCCAGGCUACAUAAAACUUCGGGUGAAUAACUCUUGCAAAUCAAAACUACCUGACGAGAUACUGGAAAGCGGCGAGGGAAGAGAUGUUGUUUACAUUUCAAGCUCCAAGUUUAGUGGGUUAUUUGGAAAGCACUUAAGCAAGACACAAGAGGCCGGACCGUCGCAGUUCAUAGCCUCAGAACACAUUCAACAUAAGAGUUCAUUUGGCAUCAUGAAAUCUGUUGAUCUAGUCUUCGCCUUUCGCUGCCCGCAAUGGCCGUCCGCUGCAAGGGAAUGGGUGAAUCGAAAGCGACACUGGCCAACUCCAGAAACCAUUCACGGAAUAAUUCAACAGGGUUGCGCUGCAGUUGCGAAGGGAUUUGCAGAAAGUGCAAGCUCACACCUCGAAUGGAGGCUGUCGUUUUCCUUAUCUGAAAUAUUGCUAGCUCGCAGUCUCACCCCAGUGCAAAGACAGUGCUACCUGCUAGUCAAAAGCCUCAUCAAAGACCUCAAAUGCAAUGUCAUACCUUCCUACUACAUCAAAUGCAGCUUCUUUUGGUUAUUGGAGGACGCAGAAACUAGUGUCUGGAGAAGCUCAAAUCUUGGAAACUGCGUCCUUAUGGCAUUGAACAAGCUUGCUGAAUGCUUGCGUGGCCACUUGCUCCCCAACUACUUCUUGAGACAAGGGAAUCUCCUGCAAACGGUUCCCAAGGAUUCUUGCGAGGCUAUGUCUAACGAACUGAUGAAGGUUAUUUCAAGUCCUGUCCUAAGCUUUACCAACUCAUCAAAAAUCAUGGAACGCCUGGAGUUAGUGAUGAGUGCAGGACCCAGAGAGAAGGGGUGCAACAAGCUGAUCGCACUCCUUAGAGAACACGAUGGCUCUCCAGAAAAGGAAGGCGAAUUGAAAGACUUGCUGAAAUUUCACUUUUAUAACCUGGCCUUGUCGUUGUUGAAUGGUGAGCCAGAAACGGCGCAGAAAGGUUUGGACUACAUCCAGUGCGUUGUGGCCAUUUUGAAAACUGUGGGAAAGUGUACAAACGCGCUGGAAUUACUCUGCAAUUAUCUUGUCAGUUGUUCUGCACGCGGCGAUGACAGACAUGCCGCAGCUCGCUUGGUUUCUAUGAGAAUUCUUGGCUUUUUAGAUGACGAAAUUCUCUCAGCUCUGCACGAUGCCACAGGCAGCAACGAACUGGGUGCUCACCUUUGUCACAAUGCUGGGUGCCGGUACCACGUUCAAGCAUACGGGGAUUCAGAUGACGGGUUGACUGUAAAUAAAGAGCACCUAUCGCAUGCAGAGACAAUGCUGAAGAAGUCUGUAGAUCUUCAGCCAGACAAAGCUAGCCAUCAUGUCGAGUUAAGCAUGUUUUUGUACAGAAACGACCGUUUCGACGAGGCCAUUUCGUUCGCUAAACGAGGGGUACAAGAGAGCGCGUCUUCAGAGAUGCUCGAGUGUUUGGAAUAUGACACGAGCGAAGAGAUCACCUUGGACGGAAACCUUGGUCAUCAUGUGCAACAGAAUGGGUUUGUACGAGCGCCAGCUUUGGUGUUUGCAUAUUAUGUGCAAGUGGCUUGUUUAGAGGAGUUAAACAGGAAAGAAGAAGCUCUGCAGUUAAUGGCCUCUUACAAAUCAGCCUGUUCUGAUUCUCGCAAAACCGUCUGCGAAGAUGACUCGAUGGUGCUGUUUCAUUUUUCUUGCUUGCUUCUCAAGAUGCCAGAAACAUAACAACAAGGAUAUACUGAAUAGG
Molecule: messenger RNA, 2265 nt
Organism: Orbicella faveolata
Lineage: Eukaryota; Metazoa; Cnidaria; Anthozoa; Scleractinia; Merulinidae
Molecular function (GO): protein binding
Source: RefSeq, a predicted model, not a curated record